CUUACAUGUAACAAGACUCCAUCGAUUCUCUCCACUUCCUUUAACUCUUACGCGACAUAGCUAUCCGUCACAUCUCACAUUGAAGGCUCACCAGUAAAUGGUAAUCAUGGAGAAGUCAGAAAAUCGGCCUUAUGAUCAAUACCACUAUGCUGAGAUCCCAACAUCUCCCGAUGCGAUCCCGAUACGUGCCCGACGCGGUCGCAUUUCUCGACUCGCAGUUGCCCUGAGCUUCAUAUCGUUGCUCACGCUAAGCACAAUGUUCUUCGCUAUCCCAGGAAUCAAUUUUUCUGUUUGUCACAAGAUGAGGGGAAAACUUGGUGCAAUUUUAUCUUUCCCGAAGGGUGGUGAGACACCUGUGCCAGCAUCAAGUAACAAGGUCCCGCUUGAGGCUCAUAUCAUGAGCAAGUGUCCAGACGCCCAGGACUGUCUUCAGAAACUGGUCGUUCCUGCUAUGGAGCAGAUAAGUGAGAAAGUCGAUUUUGAGUUGUCCUUCAUUGCAAGCGUCACUAAUCAAUCAUCUGAUAUACAUUGCAAACAUGGACCUGGCGAAUGCAUUGGCGACAUGCUUAUGCUUUGCGCUCAGGAUCUCCCUUUCUCACCUGAGGGUACCGAGAAAACUACUCGCAUGCCCACCAUCCGUUCCCUUGGAUUUGCCAAUUGUCUUAUCGGCCAGUACGAGGAUAUUCCAGACCGUCCACUGGUUCAAAAUUGCGCCUUACAACAUGGUAUCGAUUUUGAAUCUCUGAACAGAUGCGUCAGCAGGCAGGAGGAUGAUCCUAGCAAUGGUGACUUAAGUGGUCUCGCAUUGUUACGUCAAAGUGCCGUCCACAGUGCAGACCUUGACGUUCAUACGAGUUGUACUGUUCGACUGGAUGACUCUGUUUGGUGUGUCCGCGAUGACGGAGAAUGGAAGAACUGCGCUAAGGAGGGGAAAGGCAGCCAAGUAUCUACACUCGUGGAGGAAAUUGAAAGACUCUGGGAGGCGAAAAACUAAAUGAAAGAGCUAUGAUGGCAGUAUGGUUGUUAUGACUUACGAAAAAGUCUCCAAGGAGUGCUGGUUACUGCUUUAGCUCGCAUCCCUGCAGGUGACUGUACUAAGAUGAUAUCCGCUUUAUAUAUAAGCAUUAUUUAUCGCAGAUAUUGAUGAUCGCUAAUUCAUAAUGUCUAAAAAAAUCUGUUUCUGUUUCUGUUUCUCUUUUGUUUAGCCAAGAGAGUUUUGCAUUACACUUUUCUGCAUAGCAGAAUACCGUGCAAACCACAGAGGACUAAGCUACAGUGUCUUUCACAAAUGCAUGCCG
Aspergillus pseudonomiae is the source of this 1298-nucleotide messenger RNA. Its product is annotated as GILT family protein. NCBI's taxonomy places the organism in Eukaryota, Fungi, Ascomycota, Eurotiomycetes, Eurotiales, Aspergillaceae. The transcript has 2 exons. Bases 98 to 994 code for a protein of 298 amino acids. The record is from RefSeq and is a predicted model, not a curated record. Gene Ontology annotation, molecular function: oxidoreductase activity, acting on a sulfur group of donors, disulfide as acceptor.